Messenger RNA from Trichosurus vulpecula (common brushtail), 873 nucleotides. RefSeq names its product chromosome 4 C1orf68 homolog (gene KPLCE). The coding region runs from base 1 to 873 and encodes 290 amino acids. Lineage: Eukaryota; Metazoa; Chordata; Mammalia; Diprotodontia; Phalangeridae. The record is from RefSeq and is a predicted model, not a curated record. The transcript has a single exon.
AUGUGUGACCAGCAGAAGCAGCCCCAGUUCCUGCCAUGUUGUGUGACAGGCUCAGCUUCAGGGCCCAUCCAAACUACCCAAGGCCCUGCUCCAUCCCAGGCACAGGUUUCCUAUGGGAGUGGACCAGAGCCAUACCAGUCUAAGACUUCCUUUGUAAAAGGUGCCUCUUCUUUCUUCCAGAAAGGUCAAUCUAAGAGUUCUUGUGUGAAAUGUCCACCUCCAUGCCAGACUACCUAUGUCAAAUGCCCAGCUCCAUGCCAAACAACCUAUGUGAAAUGUGCACCUCCAUGCCAGACAACCUAUGUGAAAUGCCCAGUUCCAUGCCAGACUACCUAUGUCAAAUGCCCAGCUCCGUGCCAGACUACCUAUGUGAAAUGUCCAGUUCCAUGCCAAACUACCUUUGUGAAGUGCCCACCUCCAUGUCAGACUACCUAUGUGAAAUGCGCGCCUCCAUGUCAGACUACCUCUGUGAAAUGCCCACCUCCAUGCCAAACGCCUUGUGUCAAAUGCCCAGCACCUUGCCAGACCCAGACUUACUACGUGCAGGCUCCCUCUGUCCAGUACUUGGCACCACAGGGCAUGGUGCCAUCUUCCUACUAUGUUUCCAGUUCCUGUGGCACCACUUCCUGCCCCACUGCUCCGAUAAGCUUUGGGGUGAGACCUUUGAGGCGCUGGAUUCGUGGGCCCCAGUGCCGUGAAGACAUAGGCUGUUGCGAGAAUUCUGGCUGUGGUGAGAAUUCUGGCUGCUGCAGCUCUGGCUGCUGUAGUUCUGGCUGUUGCGAAGGGGGGUGCUGCUGCUUGGGAAUCAUCCCCAUGAGAGCCCGUGGUCCUGCCUGCUGUGCCAAUAAUGAUGAAGAUGACUGCUGCUGUUAG